CCCUCUUUGAAACCCUAUUCUCCAGCCCCUCCUUCUCUUCCCUGGUUCUGUAGCCAUGGAUAUUGACAAUCCGAGGGCUGAGCAACCGACGGCAACCUUACCGGCGAAACCCAACUUUCAACCUCUAAAGGCCCACGAAAUCUCAGACGGCCAUGUCCAGUUUCGCAAAGUUACAGUCCCACAGCAUCGGUACACUCCACUGAAGAAAGUAUGGAUGGAAAUCUACAAUCCAAUCUUCGAGCAGAUGAAGAUUGACAUCCGAAUGAAUCUCAAGAAGCGUCGGGUCGAGCUGAAAACCCGAACCGAUACUCCCGACAUCAGCAACCUACAGAAGUGCGCUGAUUUCGUUCAUGCUUUCAUGCUAGGGUUUGAUGUCUGUGAUGCUGUUGCUUUGCUCCGUUUGGAUGAGUUAUAUGUGGAUUCCUUCGAGAUCAAGGAUGUGAAGACACUAAGAGGUGAGCAUUUGUCUAGGGCUAUUGGUAGAUUGUCUGGGAAAGGAGGAAAGACGAAAUUUGCUAUAGAGAAUGCGACGAAGACUAGGAUAGUAAUUGCAGAUAGCAAAAUACAUAUAUUGGGAUCGUUUUUGAACAUUAAGAUUGCUAGAGAUUCACUUUGUAGUCUCAUUAUGGGGUCUCCUGCUGGUAAGGUUUACUCCAAGCUUAGAGCUGUUACUGCUCGGGCCGAGAUGCUUUAAUUUUGAUUUAUAGGAUAUUUUAAUUAUCAAAUUUUGAUUUUGUUUGAAAUUAUUGGUUCAUAUAAGUAUUGUACUGAUAUGUAUGUGGCAAGUUCUGUUUUUUUCAAUAGAUGAAUACUUUCAGUAUGGGGUGAUUAUAUGUAUACGAUACGAACCGUGUUAGUAUUUGUUUUUUGU
Solanum pennellii is the source of this 871-nucleotide messenger RNA. RefSeq names its product RNA-binding protein pno1. NCBI's taxonomy places the organism in Eukaryota, Viridiplantae, Streptophyta, Magnoliopsida, Solanales, Solanaceae. The record is from RefSeq and is a predicted model, not a curated record. Gene Ontology annotation, molecular function: RNA binding. The transcript has a single exon. Gene Ontology annotation, cellular component: nucleolus. The coding region runs from base 56 to 694 and encodes 212 amino acids.